This is a messenger RNA of Rhizophagus irregularis DAOM 181602=DAOM 197198, 1100 nucleotides long. The record is from RefSeq and is a predicted model, not a curated record. NCBI's taxonomy places the organism in Eukaryota, Fungi, Glomeromycota, Glomeromycetes, Glomerales, Glomeraceae.
CCAUUAUACUGCUUAUAUUAUUUAAUUAUGAUUCAAUCUACAACCUAGUUAAGUAAUUAGUGUGAAGGGUUUAAGGGUUUAAGUAAUAACCUUUUAUAAAGUACACAGCUGUGUCUGUGUCUGUUCGCCAUUUAAUAAAAAAAAGACAUAUAAAACCUAAUAGGGGAAGAGGCUAUUCAUCAGCCAUUCAUUCAUCUGUAUAUAAAAAAAGACAUCUUUUUUUUUAUCUUCUUUUUUUCUAUUUAAAAAAAAAAGAACGGUAUAUAUAUAAAAGUAAAAUAAAUCGAUUAAAAAAUUUUUUUCUUCUUGUACAAAAAAAAAAAGAUCUUCUUUCCCCUCUCCUCUUUCCGUUCAAAAAAAAACAUUUUUAUUAAGACACUUGUCAGUAGUAGUAACCUACUACAUUGCCACGAAACCUACUACAGUUGUAGGUUUUUUCUAAAGAUCGUUUACCAAUAUUAUAUAUUAUUAUAUAACAUAUGCCGGCAAGACGUAAAUCAUCGGAACCACAGACACCACCAGCAACUCCUAAAAGAUCAAGAAGUAGACGAAAUGGUAGUUCUCAAGGAUCUCAAAGCUCUCAAAUUUCUUUGGGUUCUCAAAAAUAUACGGCAUAUUUAAGAGAACGUCCUACCCCUACAAGUGAUAUAUAUUCACAAGAAAAAAAUCCUUUUUCUGGAGAAGAACUCUGUGAACGUUUACAAUUAGAAAGUUCACAACCAUCUAUAUUUAAUUCUAAUAAUAAUAAUGAUAAUGAUAAUGUUGAUGACGUUAUUAAUAAUGAUGAUACAAAUCAAUCCGUUCCUAAUAUACCUACUGAUCGUAGUGUCGCCGUAAAUAACAAUAAUAAUAUUAUUAAUAAUAAUAAUCCAAUAGGUUUAUUAUCUUUCAUAUGUUGGAUCUUAAAUUUCGGUUGGAAUAAUUUAAUUGGGAAUAAGAGAAAUAGAUGGUUAUUUUGUUUUAUAUUAUUAUUAUUAUUAUUAUUUUUAACAUUUUCAAACGUUGAACAAGAAAAUAAAUCUUUUAUGGAUUACUUUUCAUCAAGUAGAAUAUAUAUUUGGGCUAUUGAUGGUAAAACUUAUAAGAUUCAACCGAUCGGU